Molecule: messenger RNA, 1134 nt
Organism: Diaporthe amygdali
Lineage: Eukaryota; Fungi; Ascomycota; Sordariomycetes; Diaporthales; Diaporthaceae
Exons: 1
Coding region: 1-1134 (377 amino acids)
Source: RefSeq, a predicted model, not a curated record
AUGCGUGUUCACUCCCUCGCGCCGGCCGCCCUGUUGGUCACCUCAAGCCUGGCAGCCCAGGAUCCCCGCAUUCAGGUCGCCCUGACCCUCGACACGCCCUGCAAUGGCGUCAGCACAACCGAAGACGGCCGGCUGUUUGUCCUCUACGCCCGCGUCGACGGCACGCAGGCCCAGGGCCUCCCCGAGGUGGUCGAGUGGGUCAAUGGGACCGGCGUCCCCUACCCGGACGCCAGUUGGAACUCAUAUGCGGGCCCGGACAGUGACAGCGACCCGGCCACCACACUCGUACGCGUCAACAGCCAGCGUGUCGACCGGGACGGCAACCUCUGGCUGGUUGACACGGGAUCCCCCGGCUUCGGGACCCCCGUCAUCCUCCCCGAGGGUCCGAAGCUGGUCGUGGUCGACACGCACACUGAUGAGGUCAAACGCGUCUAUCCCAUGGGCAACGUGACCCUGUCAAAAAGUCUCUUGGACGACAUCCGUUUCGAUGCCACCGGUUCCAGAGCCUACCUCACCGAUGCGGGCGCGGGCGGCGCGUUGAUUGUCCUGGACCUGGACAGCGGGCGAGCUGUGCGGCUGCUCGAGGGGGACCUGUCAGUUGGGGCGUUUACACCCACGAGCGGGGAGGGGAAGCUUAUGUACUCUUCUACCGGGGAGGCCCAGUAUAUAUACGCGGAUCAGCUCGAGGUCAGCCCGGACGGGAAGUGGUUCUACUAUCAGCCCGCGUCAGGGGGCAUGUCACGUAUCGAAACGCAAUUCCUUGACCAGGCUUUCUACAAUUCGUCCAUGGCGAGCCUGAGCGUCUUGUCCCAAUAUGUCGAGCCGUACGCCCUCACCCCGUCGACAGGCGGCACUGCCAUCGAUGCUGAGGGAAACAUCUACGUGAGCGACACGGACCGUCAGGCUAUCGAGAAGGUCUACCCCAACGGCACGAGGACGACGCUGGUGCAAGAUGAGAGGCUGCUCUGGAUUGAUGCCAUGUGGGUCGACAAUCAGAAGAGGCUAUGGCUCCCGGCUGCACAGCUGAACCGGGGAGUGCCGUUCCAAACGGAUGGCCAGAGCAAGAUUGUGAAGCCGUUGCAUGUUUACACGAUUGAUAUAGGGGUUGGCCCCUCUCCUAUUGACCACGCGUGA